This is a messenger RNA of Anneissia japonica, 2674 nucleotides long. RefSeq names its product protein PERCC1-like. Lineage: Eukaryota; Metazoa; Echinodermata; Crinoidea; Comatulida; Comatulidae. Bases 483 to 1292 code for a protein of 269 amino acids. The record is from RefSeq and is a predicted model, not a curated record. The transcript has 2 exons.
UUCGCUUAACAGACGACAUUAAACCUGUCACUUUCUUUUCCUUGUGAAAGCUACCGUACGCUGCAUUACCGUAAUAAUUAUACCGCCCAAAGCUAUUAAAAAACGCGAAACUCCGCAUCUUAUCGUAUAUUGUUUGUUGUCUCAAUGUAUAGAUUUAGUCGCAGGAUAAAGGUGCAUGUAAACAUUCUACCAAACCGCUUUAGCCGUGCAUCGAAGAGCAGGCAUACUUAACGAUCAAUAUAUUGAGUCAGGAGUCAGGAACAAAAUCAUAUCACUUUAGUACCGACAGGUGAAUGAUAAGACAGGGAAGUCAGAGGCCUGGAUAAAUCGAACUUUUAUAGUCUGUUCGCGCACAUGAUCAAUUUCCGAAGUAUUAAAUUAUGUCAUAAAUGAUGAAGUGAUUAAUCGGUUCAAAGUCAUGUUGGCUGGCGAGUUAAUGUGAAUUAUAGAGCAGACGUUGAUCUUUCGCUCGGUCGCCAAACAUGGCGAGUUUUUCUCUGCAACUGGGAGAGUUGGAUGACACAGGAACGAUGCAAAAUCUGCAGACGACUGUAUCAAAUAAAGACUUUAUGGCGGGAAGUGAAGAUGGUUCAGGGCUGAGUUGGGAAGAAGAAUUCGAUGAAUUUAGUGAGGAGGAGGAGGAAGAGGAGGAAGACGAAGUUGAAUUUCAACCAAAUAUCAGUCAACAAUUAUUGAAUUUUGUUGAUAUAGUAAAUAAGGAUAUUCAAAAGUAUUUUGGCAAAAGAAAAUACCUAGACGAUGUUAACGAGGACGAUAAACGUCGUAAGAAUAAGAAAUCCGGUCGUGAACUGUACUAUGCGGAUCUUUUACGAAUAGCCAAAAAUGGGGAUGUAAACGAUCUAGAUGAGAAUGAUCAGAAAAACGACAGCCCCGAAACACUCCACAUAAUCAAUUGGAGAGAAAAGAAACAAAACAAUGGCAGAUCUUCUCCUUCAAGUCUUGGACCACUUGGCGAGUUAUUUAAGACAAGCGAGUCAAAAAACGAUAUGGUCGUGCGUGGACAGCAUUUGAGUAAACAGUUUCAUAAACUAGGUUCGGUUGCAGACAUUGCACUACCGUGGAAAAAGCGCAAGCUGCCGUUGAGUUUCUUCAAAGAACCAGAGCUAAGGAGGAUUGAGAACGGAAAAGAUGGUAAACGUAGAAUGAACUCUCCUAACAGCUUAGACUUUAGUGAUCUAUUAGCUCAUUGGAUUGGAGAAGAUAACAGCCCAGACGGCCGCGCAAGCGAGCUCAGUUCGUCAUCAACCGAUAUGUCUUUACAAAGUUUAUAGAACAUUAAAAAACAAGUGUUUUGUGUGUUAGGCCAACUAUAGUGUUUUGUGCAUUCGCCUUCGUUCUGUGCAUUGUAUCCUGUGCAUUAUUAAUAUUAUGUAUGUGUAUGAUUGUAGGCCUAUAUUCAAGGCAAUGUUUGAUGCUUUUUCUCAAGUAUAUUGUCUGACAUACAAAACAAUGAAAGCAUUCGAUCUAUUUUGGAUAAUGUCUGCAGUUAGCAUACACUAGGUCUAUCAGACAAACUCUGAUCCGAUUCUCUGUUGUUAUCGUCACUUGUGUGACUGACAUCUGGAACUGUCUUAGGAUUCACUGACAUAUUGUGAACAAUUUUUGAAUUUUUUAUUUUUUUUUAAACAAGUAACCUUUAGGUGAGACUUUUUUAUACUUUAUUUAGCGAACUCUCCGACCACCAAUAAUGGUGAUUUCGAAUAAAAAUAACAUUUUUUUUUUGCAAGUUAGCGAGCGCACCAUCCACCACGAAAAAUGAAAAUUACAGAAAAGAAAGGUUUAUUUUUUUACGCCCUCUGCUCCCCUGAAGUAAAAAAAGAUAUUCCUUAAUUAUACAAAUUUAUAACAUUUACCAAUCUCAUUAAUAAUACACUAUUUACAUCCAUCAAUACAAUUUUAUUUUUGUUUUCUCCUUCGCCUAGGUGCUUUUGGCAAAAUAAUUUUUCUUAAUAAGAAAACAAACUUUCUGACGAUCUUUAGAAAAAUAAGUUCACUAAAUAAGGUAUUAAAGUCUCACUUUAAUAACUAUUUAUAAUAUUUACAAUUGCGGUUGUCACUGGGUUAAGGAGCAUAACUCGUAUCUCAGUGUUUGUUGAAUGAUUAUAAUAGGGAAAUUAGUCAAUGUCACAAAGUACACUACAGACUAUACCGACUCACCCCACUACCCUUUGCUAACACAAAAUGUGUUAAUUGACAUAAUUAUGUUUCGCAUUGUGGAGGCUUUUAAGCCGGGCACUCAUUGCGUCGUACGACGAACCCAACUCCGCUCUCUGUGAGCGCUGGACGACGCGACGCCGUCUGCUGAUUGUCGGUGGCAAUGUGAACUGAUCGUCAAUGAAAACGAUCAGUUGCGAGCGCGUCGUCGCGUUGCGUUCUUCAUAGAAUUUAUCGUGUGUGCUCGGCCUUAUAAGGUGAACUUUUGGGACAGUUUACGUAUUUUUUGUUUAAAAGUUUACUUUAUGUCAACAAAACCAUAGGCAUAUGCAUAUGCUUCAUUUUCGGCGUAUAAAAAACAAAUAAUAUUUAGCCUAUCACCUCUGCGGUCACUGUGACUUAGACAAUAAAAAUAAAGUAUAUUAUAAUGAUAGAUUACAUUCGAGGGCCUAUGGCCGAAAACUUUUGUGUCAAUUUUAUUAAACUUUUGUAAAUCUUA